AUGGCGUCUGCUAGUAAUAAUUGUUCAACAAUGUUGUCUGCUAGUGAGAAUUGUGGUAACUGUUUGGCCUGUAUGAAAAGAUUCAGUGAACAUCUUAAAAGAGUGGUGUUCUGCGUUCAGAGAGCAUGUGAACAGAUUGAACUUUUAAAAGAGCGUCUGCGCCAAAUCAAAGUUCGCUACAACAGAGCCAAACGCGAUGGUCAAAGAGCUUUGAAGCAUAAUUUGGAAAUGAGAUACUCCAUAGUGAAGUCUGCUCUUCAUAUCUAUCAACAGUAUGUUGAAAGAAAGGAAACAGAAUUUUGUGUUAUCAAGGCCAGGAUUGAAAUUAGAAUGACAGCUGUAUUAGCUGGAUUAGGCGUUCACAUACCAGAUAGUGACAGUUCUAGUGAUGAUGUAUCUCUUUAA
Lottia gigantea (owl limpet) is the source of this 405-nucleotide messenger RNA. RefSeq lists its product as hypothetical. The record is from RefSeq and is a predicted model, not a curated record. NCBI's taxonomy places the organism in Eukaryota, Metazoa, Mollusca, Gastropoda, Lottiidae. The coding region runs from base 1 to 405 and encodes 134 amino acids. The transcript has a single exon.